AAGAGACCGAUCGAUCUCCACCGCCCAAUCCAUCUCUUCAAGAAACUCCGUUUCUGUGGGGGGUAUUCCUCCCCAGAUUUUUUUUUCUUGAGAGAGAGAGAGCGUUUGGUUCGUUUCGGGCUAGUUCUUCCCCCUACUUUUUCUUGUCCACAAUGGAAGACAUUACAGAUGGAGUGAAUAACAUCAGUAUCGUAGAUUCGAACAAGAAGAAUUGGAUUCAGGUCUCCCAUACCAAGAAGCCGCUUUUCUUCUAUGUUAAUCUCGCUAAGAGGUACAUGCAGCAACUUAAUGAGGUUGAACUUUCCACCCUUGGAAUGGCUAUUGCCAUGGUUGUCACCAUUGUCGAGAUCUUGAAGAACAAUGGACUGGCUGUUGAGAAGAAGAUCACAACAUCUACUGUUGAUACAAAAGAUGAAUCAAGAGGGCGACCCAUCCAGAAAGCAAAGAUUGAGAUUUUGCUUGGGAAGACGGAGAACUUUGAUGAGUUGAUGGCCACUGCAGCAGAGGAAAGGGAGCUUGGGGAUGGAGAGGAGUAAAGCUGAGUUGGAUGGAUGUUCAUCAUGCAUCUGUUUUGUCGUUCUUAAUGCGCUUUGCUGAUCGGUUUUCCUUGACUCUGUGACAUUUGAGUGAGAAUGGCCAUUGGAAUGGCAUUGUAAUUGUCCCUGAAGUCAGUAGUGAUGACUGAUGACUGCAGGGACAAUUACAACCACUCUGAAUCUCUGUCUCCAAACGCUGCGUUAUGAGCCUCAAAGAAGGAAUCGUGGGAGACAAGGAGGGGACCAGCGGCAAACUGCAAGACUUCGUUAGAGAUGUAGAGGGAGGACUUCAGAGAAUCAACGUUGGAGAGGAGGGAUCGGAGGUCAUCAGCGGCCAUGAUGAAGCCCUGGUAGUGUUCUUUACAAACCUCCUCGAUCUCUGACUCCGUGGACUUUGUGAAGGAUGGUUUUCUGGUUUACCUGAGGCAAAGGAUUUGCGUACAAAAGGGCCUAAAUCUUUGCCAUUGCAGAUGGCGGCAGAGAGAAGAAGUUGGUUAAGCUUGUCCGAAGACUCCCCAUCGUUGGCUAUAGGAGCGACUUUGCGUCUUAUCCCUGAUGUCUGCAUCUCUCGUUGUUUUCGCUUUGCUAAUCACCCGUGAACACAGAAAAGUUUAGAUGGCAUCUACCUACUCUCUGGAUUGCUGAGAAUAUUUUGUAGUAGCAGAGAGAAAUAGAGAGAAAAAGGAGGAACCACCAUGUAAAGAACAAUGGAGGAGUUCUUCUUCUGCAAGCAAAAGAUUGAAGAAGCAGGAACCACCAUGCGUAGCUUCCAAUUGUUGCGCCGUCCGUCACUCGAGGCACUGGUUGACGCUCGUUGCUCGUUGCUCGUUGCUCGUUGCUCGUUGCUCGUUGCUGUUGAUCGCUCGUCGCUGCUUUAGCCUUAGUCUACUUGCAAGUGAGAACGAAAGUGAAGAUGAGUUAUUCACUCAUCUUAAUGGGUAUAAUGAUCCAUUUACAUUUCAUAGGGGUGAUUUGGGUAUUAAAAUAAUAUUUUGAAAUCUU
Molecule: messenger RNA, 1538 nt
Organism: Macadamia integrifolia
Lineage: Eukaryota; Viridiplantae; Streptophyta; Magnoliopsida; Proteales; Proteaceae
Exons: 1
Coding region: 153-536 (127 amino acids)
Cellular component (GO): nucleus
Molecular function (GO): RNA binding
Source: RefSeq, a predicted model, not a curated record